Astyanax mexicanus (Mexican tetra) is the source of this 2318-nucleotide messenger RNA. Its product is annotated as opsin-5-like. Lineage: Eukaryota; Metazoa; Chordata; Actinopteri; Characiformes; Acestrorhamphidae. Gene Ontology annotation, cellular component: membrane. Bases 2 to 1342 code for a protein of 446 amino acids. Gene Ontology annotation, molecular function: G protein-coupled receptor activity. The transcript is spliced from 5 exons. The record is from RefSeq and is a predicted model, not a curated record. Gene Ontology annotation, biological process: visual perception; G protein-coupled receptor signaling pathway.
GAUGGGAAGGCUUUCUGAGAACAUGGUGUUUGAGUCCAGCAUACCAAAGGAGGCAGAUGUCACUAUAGCUGUAGUUUAUGCUGUUUUUGGAUUUUGCUCUUUGCUGGGAAACAGUACGCUGCUCUACGUCUCCUAUAAGAAGAAGCGAUGGCUAAAGCCGGCUGAGUUCUUCAUCAUUAACCUGGCCGUCAGUGACAUGGGGCUGACUCUCUCUCUCUACCCACUCGCCAUCAUUUCCAGCUUCUCCCACAGAUGGCUGUUUGGACGGAUGGUCUGCCUGAUGUAUGCGUUCUGUGGAGUUCUGUUUGGUAUCUGCAGCCUGACGACGCUGACUUUACUGAGUCUGGUGUGUUUUGUGAAGGUGUGCUACCCUCUUUAUGGUAACAGGUUCACCGCCGCUCAUGGGCGCCUCCUGCUGGUGUGCGCGUGGACGUACGCCCUGGUGUUCGCCUGCUCUCCGCUGGUGCACUGGGGUGAAUAUGGGCCCGAGCCGUACGGUACGGCCUGCUGUAUCGACUGGCUCUCCUCCAACCAGCGCAGUGGCGCCCGCUCCUACAUGGUGGCGCUGUUCGUCCUCUGCUACCUGCUGCCCUGCGUCCUCAUCCUGGUGUCCUACACCAGCAUCCUCCUCACCCUCCGCAGAUCCAGGAGAACCAUGGAGCAGCACAUCCCCCCUCCAACUCGCCUGAGCAACAUCCACACCAUCAUCGUUAAGCUCAGCGUGGCCAUUUGUAUCGGCUUUUUCGCGGCGUGGAGUCCGUACGCAGUGGUGUCCAUGUGGGCCGCCUUCGGCCAGAUCAAAAGCAUCCCCCCGCUUGCCUUCGCCAUGCCCGCCAUGUUCGCCAAGUCCUCCACCAUCUACAACCCCAUCGUCUACCUGCUGCUGCGGCCCAACUUCCGCAGGGUGGCGUGGCGUGACCUGGGCUUGCUGCGUCGCGCCUUUCUGAGACACUGCUUCUGCUCCAGGAUCCUCCAGCGUCCCUGCAGACCCGAGACCCUGCGGACGCUGAGAAAACGAUCCUGCAGACCCAACUCUGUCCACGGCGAGCUUCCGGGUUGUGGAGCGAAAGGACGAGUGUGUGAAAAGUGCAGCGAUGCUUUCGAGUGUUUUCGACGCUACCCCAAAGCGUGUCAGCUGGAGACCAUGGACACUGGCACCACUUCAUUGAAGUGUCCACUAGCGGGCGCAGUAAAACCGCUACCCACGGAGCUCAAAAAGCAGCAAAAGUCCACAAAGAAGAAGCCGUUUAGAGUCAGGAUUUUGGGCAAACGGAAAUCAGAGAUCGAACACUUCAGGAUUAGCUUGGAAACGAUGCCUGGACAUGCAAAAGUAGCUUGGUGACCAUUAACUGUACUGUACUGUUUGUGCAGGUGAUUACAUUAAUACAUUUCACGUCUCAUUGGUCACUUUAAAGCUACUUUUGAAAAGAUAGCAGAGCCAACAGAGCAGAAGAAGACUAGAAGAAGAGUUCAUAACAUACAAGGGUUGGACAAUGAAACUGAAACACCUGUCUUCAUUUUAGUGUGGGAGUUUUCAUGGCUAAAUUAGAGCAGCCUGGUGUUCAAUCUUCAUUAAUUGCACAUUGCACCAGUAAGAGCAGAGUGUGAAGGUUCAAUUAGCAGGGUAAGAGCACAGUUUUGCUCAAUAUAUUGCAAUGCACACAACAUUAUGCGUGACAUACCAGAGUUCAAAAGAGGACAAAUUGUUGGUGCAGGUCUUGCUGGCGCAUCUGUGACCAAGACAGCAAGUCUUUGUGAUGUAUCAAGAUCCACGGUAUCCAGGGUAAUGUCAGCAUGCCACCAAGAAGGACCAACCACAUCCAACAGGAUUAACUGUGGACGCUGUAAGAGGAAGCUGUCUGAAAGGGAUGUUCGGGUGCUAACCCGGAUUGUAUCCAAAAAACAUAAAACCACGGCUGAUCAAAUCACGCAGAAUUCAAUGUGCACCUCAACUCUCCUGUUUCCACCAGAACUGUCCGUCACCACAAUAAAUUACUGUGGUCUAAAACCAGGUGUUUCAGUUUCAUUGUCCAACACCUGUACUUAAGAAAUUGCAGCUUAACAGAAGGGAGGUGACUCAUUGGUCUCAUUGGUCACUUUAAGGCUACUUUUGAGAAGAUCAUGGUCAUUGUGAAGAUAUUCCACAUUGUAAAUCUGCCUUCCUGAGGAGUGAAAUGUUUUCGUAAGACAUUUAUAUUUGUACUGGACCAUCCUCUACUGCUUCCAAAUUAAUUCUUUCAGAGUAUCUUGGAAAUCUCAACACAUGCAAUGUUGAGGACUCCACUAACUACAGUAACAACAAGGGCAUUACUAUACUG